GAAUUGCUCAACACCACCCACGAACUUGAUUACGACACUGCUCGCGAGCUCGUAUGCUUACGAUAGUGGGACACCGCUCGCAUCAACGGCUACCUGCAGCCGCCUCGCUGUUUCAAAUUUCAGAGCUAAAGUACAAAUCCACCGACCUCGGCAGCAUCGCUUUCCAGCUCUAUACCCCACUCGCUCCGCCCGCGCCUCCCUCCAUUAAGACCCCGGCCGAGGAAGGAGGAUGCGCAGCCAUGGUGAGAAAGAGGAGCCCCAUCGUCAGGAAGGCGUUGGACCUCAUCGCCCUCAGCUUCAGUACCCGCGUCGCCAAGGUCAGGCGGCCCAUCGCCCGGAAGCUGCUGCUCCUCAAGCGGACCAAAAGGUUCAACCUCCUCCGGCACUACAACUACGCCUUCGUCGCGGAGUACGAGUUCUCGCCCUCCAACUCCCCGCUCUUCCGCCGCCCUUGUGCCCCGCCGAAGAAGAGGAGCCGCUUUCUGUCGCUGCUUUGCGGCGGCGAUGGCGCGGAGUCUGUCGCGGAGGGUGGCGUGUUCCAGGAUGAGCUCGAGAUGCUGUCGCCCGGCGGAGCUUUUCGGGACGAGCUUCUGUACGAUGACGAUGGAAUCGGAAGAGAACUCUGUCGUGAGUUCUCGGAGUACGGUGAUGAAGAGGACGGGACCGUGGAUCAGAGAGCAGAGAGGUUUAUAGAGAAGUUCUACGAGGAAAUGAGGAAUCAAAGGCGGGAGUCUGAUGCAGCACGCGAACAUGCUAUUUGAGUUACGCUGCGCAUCUCGCUCGUGAUGCGUUACUUGGUCAUAUUUGUGCCCCUUCUCUGCAGGUGACCUUUUAGCAUCUCAAACCGUGGAGAGAUUCCAUUUGUUCUGUGUUUUCGUUUCUGGAGGUAAAAAUCUUCUCUUUCUGUAUCUUCGUUUCGAUGAAUGAGUUCCUCUACUUGUAAAA
This is a messenger RNA of Musa acuminata subsp. malaccensis (wild Malaysian banana), 945 nucleotides long. RefSeq lists its product as uncharacterized. Lineage: Eukaryota; Viridiplantae; Streptophyta; Magnoliopsida; Zingiberales; Musaceae. The record is from RefSeq and is a predicted model, not a curated record.